Messenger RNA from Cercopithifilaria johnstoni, 552 nucleotides. The record is from the annotation of a GenBank genome assembly. Lineage: Eukaryota; Metazoa; Nematoda; Chromadorea; Rhabditida; Onchocercidae.
AUGUUUCAUCUACAAGUUUUACCUUUCUUUCUUCCAUUUACCUCAACUUAUUUAUUAUUAACGGGAUUACUGCUACUCCAAAGCAAUGAUAAUAAUGUUGAAGCACAACGAGAUCGAGCUGAAGUUAAUAUCCGUGUUUCUGGUGCAUGUAGUACAGCUUAUCUAUCAAGGCGAGGAAUUGAUCCGGUAAAGUAUCGACCAAAAAUUCGAUUUAAUCCAAAUCAAAUCGUACUAACACCCAAAAUUCCUGCCAUUCCGGGAUGCAUCAAAAUUAAAGCAUCUCAUGUUGAAGUUAUACGACCAAUAAAAAAUUUAAUUGCUGAAAUUGAAAUGCGAAUUGGUGGUAUACCGGAUCCAAGUUAUCCGACAUUACCAUGUUCUGAAAAAGUUAGCAAAAGAAUUAAUCAAUGCCCAUGUGGAAAAUUAGAAAAUACCUGUGUUUUUUGCGAUUUUUGCAAACAAAUGCGAAAUCGAACAAUAAGUCAUGCGGUUUCGAGAACACGAACGAUACAAAAGGUGAAUGACAACGAUUGUCAAUGUGAGGUAUGUUAA